Messenger RNA from Sciurus carolinensis (gray squirrel), 1969 nucleotides. It is a transcript of the gene Fads3, whose product is annotated as fatty acid desaturase 3. The coding region runs from base 192 to 1862 and encodes 556 amino acids. Gene Ontology annotation, molecular function: oxidoreductase activity, acting on paired donors, with oxidation of a pair of donors resulting in the reduction of molecular oxygen to two molecules of water. Gene Ontology annotation, biological process: lipid metabolic process. The transcript is spliced from 12 exons. The record is from RefSeq and is a predicted model, not a curated record. Gene Ontology annotation, cellular component: membrane. NCBI's taxonomy places the organism in Eukaryota, Metazoa, Chordata, Mammalia, Rodentia, Sciuridae.
GUUAUAAGGGAGGGAAAAGUUCCUGCGCUGCGAGCCGGGCAGGCGCACGCUGUACGGCGGCCGCAGCGCAGGGCGGGGCCGGCAGGGGCGGCGGCGGCGGAGGAAGCCCCCCGGGAGCGCGACCUCGCUUCCCUCGGCGUCUCGCUCGGACCGCGGCGCGUCCCGGUUCCCGAGCACUUUUGCGCGCAGCCAUGGGCGGCGUCGGGGAGCCGGGCCGGGGGCCGGGGCCGCGGGAGGGGCCCGCGCAGCUGGGGGCGCCGCUGCCCAUCUACCGCUGGGAGCAGAUCCGCGCGCACGACCUGCCGGGCGACAAGUGGCUGGUCAUCGAGCGCCGCGUCUACGACAUCAGUCGCUGGGCACAGCGGCACCCAGGGGGCAGCCGCCUCAUCGGCCACCACGGCGCGGAGGACGCCACAGAUGCCUUCCGUGCCUUCCACCAGGAUCUCAAUUUUGUGCGCAAGUUCCUGCAGCCCCUGCUGAUUGGAGAGCUGGCCCCAGAAGAGCCCAGCCAGGACGGACCUCAGAAUGUCCAGCUGAUCGAGGACUUCCGAGCCCUGCGCCGAGCAGCUGAGGACAUGAAGCUGUUCGAGGCUGAUCCUACCUUCUUUGCUCUCCUGCUGGGCCACAUCCUGGCCAUGGAGGUGCUGGCUUGGCUCAUCAUCUACCUCCUGGGCCCUGGCUGGGUGCCCAGCACCCUCGCUGCCCUCAUCCUGGCCAUCUCCCAGCCCGUGCCCUCCUCUGUCCCUGCCAUGCCUCCCUCCUGCGCUCUCCUGACCCCGCCUCUCGCCCAGGCUCAGUGCUGGUGUCUGCAGCAUGACCUGGGCCACGCCUCCAUCUUCAGGAAGUCCCGGUGGAACCACGUGGCCCAGCAGUUUGUGAUGGGACAGCUGAAGGGCUUCUCUGCCCACUGGUGGAACUUCCGCCACUUCCAGCACCACGCCAAGCCCAACAUCUUCCACAAGGAUCCCGACGUGACCGUGGCUCCUGUCUUCCUCCUGGGGGAGUCAUCUGUCGAGCCCCCUGACCUUGGCCUGGAGAGCUGCUCUCCCCAGCCGCCGCCUGUCUCCACAGUACGGCAAGAAGAAGCGCAGAUACCUUCCUUACAACCACCAGCACCUGUACUUCUUCCUGAUUGGUCCACCGCUGCUCACCUUGGUGAACUUCGAAGUGGAGAAUCUGGCGUACAUGCUGGUGUGCUUGCAGUGGACGGACUUGCUCUGGGCUGCCAGCUUCUACUCCCGCUUCUUCUUGUCCUAUGUCCCCUUCUACGGUGUCCCUGGGGCACUGCUGCUCUUUGUUGCUGUCAGGGUCCUGGAAAGCCACUGGUUUGUGUGGAUCACACAGAUGAACCACAUCCCCAAGGAGAUUGGCCACGAGAAGCACCGGGACUGGGCCAGCUCUCAGCUGGCGGCCACCUGCAACGUGGAGCCCUCCUUCUUCAACGACUGGUUCAGCGGGCACCUCAACUUCCAGAUCGAGCACCACCUCUUCCCCACUAUGCCAAGGCACAACUACCGCAGGGUGGCCCCGCUGGUCAAGGCGCUGUGUGCCAAGCAUGGCCUCCACUACGAAGUGAAGCCCUUCCUCACCGCCUUAGUGGACAUCAUCGGGUCCCUGAAGAAGUCUGGCGAUGUCUGGCUGGACGCCUACCUCCACCAGUGAAGGCAGACCCAGGAGGCAGAGAAGGGGUAAGGGCCAGGGCCUCGGCAGCCACGAGCCGGCGCCCGGCAGGACGGACAGCCCCCCGCGCCCAGCCCGGGCUCCUGAGUGUCCUCCGGCCCUGCUGUCUUUCCCUCCACCCUCUUGCCUGCCUGUUCAGCAGCUCCGUGGCCGUGGCUCUGGGCCCGAAGGACCAGGGGUAGAGGGCGGAUACCCAAGCCACGCGGGGGAGCACAGCAUGUUUUCCUAGCGCAAGAAAUGGGGGGAAACUGUUAUUUUUAUAUAAAAAUCAACCCAGAUAUAUUACGGA